Molecule: messenger RNA, 1586 nt
Organism: Abrus precatorius (Indian licorice)
Lineage: Eukaryota; Viridiplantae; Streptophyta; Magnoliopsida; Fabales; Fabaceae
Exons: 1
Coding region: 184-1182 (332 amino acids)
Source: RefSeq, a predicted model, not a curated record
AAUUUGGAGCAUAUAAAAGUCUAAACUCGAAACCCAUUUUAAUUAUCUAUGAAGCUUUGACUCGUUCAUUCUCUUGCCAAUAUAGUCUUCUUAAUCCACCUCUCAUCACCACAAUCCUCAUCCCUACCCAUCAACUCCACCGUUUUGCAAACCAAAACUUGCUUGAGGAAAAAACCGAAGGGCAUGGACAGAGAACAAGAAGAGAUUCAAUUUCUUGGGUUCUUUGGGGUCUACAAAGAAGCCUCCAAGAUCAUAUUUUCAUGGAGGAGGAUCUUCACCCAAAUCACCUUAACUCUAAUCCUCCCUCUCUCCUUCAUCUUCCUCAUUCACAUAGAAGUUUCCAACCUCCUCUUUAGGAAGAUUCUAUACAACUCAAUAGAAAUGGAUGAAACCAAACCAAACACACCCCAAUACAAUAAACUCUCUGACAUGAUCUCCUCUGAAUGGAUCACUCUAUGCCUAUUCAAAAUUGCUUAUUUCUCUUUACUUCUCAUUUUCUCUCUCCUUUCUACCUCUGCAGUGGUCUACACCAUCGCCUCCAUCUACACUGCGAAAGAUGUAACAUUCAAGAAGGUCAUGAGUGUUGUCCCUAAGGUGUGGAAGAGGCUUAUGCUCACUUUUCUAUGUGCCUUUGCUGCUUUUUUUGUUUACAAUAUUGUGACCAUGUUAGUUAUUUUCAUGUGGGCAGUUACAAUUGGGGUAAAGAAUGGCGGGGUUGUGGUUUUUGUGUUGAUUGCAAUCUUGUAUUUCAUUGGGUUUGUGUACCUAGCCUUGGUGUGGCAACUAGCCAGUGUUGUGACUGUGUUGGAAGACUCUUGGGGUUUUCAAGCCAUGUUGAAGAGCAAGGAGUUGAUAAAGGGAAAGAUGGUUUUGUCCAUAUUCAUGUUUUUCACCCUUGUGGUUUCUUUUGUUAUUAUAAGGAUUUUAUUCAAGGAGAUGGUGGUGAAUGGGUGGAGUUUGGGUUCUGUGGACAGAACAUUUUAUGGGGUUCUCUGUUUCUUGCUCUUGUCUUGUUUGUUCCUCUUUGGGCUUGUUCUCCAAACCGUGCUCUAUUUUGUUUGCAAGUCCUUUCACCAUCAGAAUAUUGAUAAAUCGGCUUUGGCAGAUCACCUUGAAGUGUAUCAAGGAGAGUAUGUGCCAUUGAAUGCUAAGGAUGUUCAGCUGGAGCAAUACCAAGUUUGAUGCUAUAGCUUAGAUCAAUUAUUAUUAAAUCAUCAUGUGCCUAUAUUGGUUAUAUGCUUAUUUCUGCUAUGAUUUCUUGAUACCAUAAGAAAUUUCAAUUGCUUGUGAAAUUGAGGCAGGUAUGAACUGAAUAUUGAUUACAUGUUCAAUUUUCUGUUUCAGAAUAGGACUGCCAUGUGAUGUGGCUUAUUAAUUAAUGCUAUGAGUUCUGUUCAUAUCAGUUUUUGACUUUCUGUGUGAAGUUUAUGGUUAAUAGUAUCAAUCUGCGAAUUGAAAACAGAAUAGGAGGCAGAUGAAAAAUGGAAUUCUAGUGGUUAAUUGAAAGUGCAUUCCAUGUUCCUUAGCAUUACUGCACUUUAAUAUGUACUUGAAGAAUGAAAUUUUAUUUUACAAUAAAUUUUCAA